AUGGCUCGCACGACCGGCGGCAAGAAGAAGUCCACGCCCAGCUCGACCAAGUGGAAGAGCUCGUCGUCUCCCUCGUCGAACGGCAAGAAGUCGAGAGGUGGCAAGUCAGGCGGGAAGGAGACGUACCAGCAGUUCGUCUCGCGCGUCACCGCAGAGCUCAAGGAAGAAUUUCCAGACUGGACGGGCACCCAGCGCCGCGAAGAAGUAAAGAAGAGUAACGAGAUGCGACGGACGGUUGAGCGCCCUGAAAAGUGUAUAGCCCAUAACCCGCUUCGAUACCUCCCCUUCCUGUACCUCAUGCCCUUCCCUUCCUCUCUUCGACUCUUCGCCCGACUCUCGCGCAUGCAACUCGCUUCUUCGCCUGCCUCGAGGCUCUCGUGA
This is a messenger RNA of Rhodotorula toruloides NP11, 381 nucleotides long. RefSeq lists its product as uncharacterized. The transcript has 7 exons. Bases 1 to 381 code for a protein of 126 amino acids. The record is from RefSeq and is a predicted model, not a curated record. NCBI's taxonomy places the organism in Eukaryota, Fungi, Basidiomycota, Microbotryomycetes, Sporidiobolales, Sporidiobolaceae.